Mytilinidion resinicola is the source of this 1402-nucleotide messenger RNA. RefSeq lists its product as uncharacterized. The coding region runs from base 272 to 1321 and encodes 349 amino acids. The transcript has a single exon. NCBI's taxonomy places the organism in Eukaryota, Fungi, Ascomycota, Dothideomycetes, Mytilinidiales, Mytilinidiaceae. The record is from RefSeq and is a predicted model, not a curated record.
AUGUUUUCCGCGAAUCCCGCUCUCUAUGCCGCUCUAGCUGGUGAAUACUUCGCAGCGCAUAUCUGCCAUAUAGUAACUUAGAGUAUUUACUUCCUUGUCUUCGUCCACCUAAAUAGACACAGCCACCACCACCACCACCCUCACCACCACAUCCGCAUCAUCUACCUAGUUAUCUCUGUACUAGCCAGGAGCCCUUCAAGCCGUUCUCUCCUCCACAACCCGCAGGGUCAGGCAACUUGGUUCGAAACCCGGCCUCAACAGAAUCUUCGGAAUGGACCCGGGGCACUUCGACCUUGAGGUGAUGGGCUUUCCCAUCCCAAGCCUUCAAUUCCCCUUUUCCGACCUCGCCCUGACGGACACUCCGUACGAAACCAUCUACGGCACCUACGGCAUCAUCUUCAAGCUCGACCGUCGCGUGGUCCUAAAAGUGCCAAUACUCCACAACAUGCUAAUCCACAUCGACUCGCGCUGGGACGAAGCCAAGGCCUCCUGGAAGGCCCAAAAGCGCGAAAAGCGCGCCUACGACUUCCUGAAACACCACCCGCACCCGCACAUCCUCCAAUGCUUCCUGACCGUCCCCGAGGGCCUCUUCGUGGAGCGUGCCGCCUUGUCGCUGCACGACCGCCUCACCAAACUAGCCUACCACCCCGUCAAGUGGGACCAGAGGAUGCUCUGGGCAGGGGAGAUCGCAUCGGCCGCCGCGUGGAUCGAGAACCUCGGCUUCGUGCACGGCGAGCUCCGCCCCUCGAAUGUGCUGCUCCAGGCGGAGACGUGGCACGUCAAGCUCGCGGGCUUCGACAACAGCGUCAAGAAAGGCCGCCCGAUGCCGGAGCUCAAGAUGCCGUAUUGGCUCAACAAGCCGGGCAUGGAGGGCGCAGGGGCGGCGACGGAGCAGUUCGCGUUGGCGUCGACGCUGUUCUUCCUCGAGAAGGGGCGGGAUGCGGCCUUUGAGCUCACUGACUUGGGGGAGUUUGUCGCGUUUCCGGAGUUCGAGUACGGUGCGUUCGCCUUUGCGGGACUUGUUCGGAGAGGCUGGGAGCGGGGGUUCGAUAAGAUGGAGACCUUUGAGCGGGAGAUUAACGCGGAGGUUCUGCGGCGGCGUAUUUGGUCGCUUGAUGUAUGCGGGCUUGUGAGGGCUGUGCAUGGCGCCGUGGAGUACUACUUUGACAAAACCAGGAACAUCAUGCCGAAGGCGCUGGUGGACGAGGGGGCGGUGUUCGUGAUAGAUUGGAUGGAGUUGCAUCAGAAGGACCCGGAGCGUGAGGCGGCCGAGAAGUUGCGGAAGAAGAUGGAGGAGGAGGAAGUGCGGGCUUCUUUCUAGACGAUGUGGGUGCUAGAAGGGGGAGUUUAGGGUUCGUUUGCGGUCUAAGGGACUAGACUUGCGUUACUAAAAGGCCCGGGA